Molecule: messenger RNA, 463 nt
Organism: Opisthorchis viverrini
Lineage: Eukaryota; Metazoa; Platyhelminthes; Trematoda; Opisthorchiida; Opisthorchiidae
Exons: 2
Coding region: 25-321 (98 amino acids)
Source: RefSeq, a predicted model, not a curated record
CUACUGAACGAGAUUGAGAGCAAAAUGAUCACCUUACUGCAGCGGAUAAGCGAAUUACCCGAAGAUGCAGUCAAGGCAGCUCUACACGCAAAGGAGAGGAAGCACAGGCUGGACGUGAAAGAACGACGAAGGCAGGAACAGCAAAAGCAUCAGGAAGAACGGUUACGAAAAACACUCGAACGAGCUCAAGCUGAACCGAAGAUGAUGCACGGAAGAAAGAUUGUGGCUCGUUCAGAACCCCCGAAGAUGAGCAAAGACGAUUCCAAAGAUUUGGAAGCCCUCGCAAAAGAAGAGGAAGAAAUGCGAGUUCUGUUCGGCUAGAUAGGAAUCUGUGCUUAUGUGUGACCGGCAACCAUCCAAUGUCCACAUUUUCGUUCAUGUUCAUUUUCAGUAACUAGAGAUCCAGAUCACGAUUUUUGUAAGACACUCAACUUCGCGUGUUUUCCCCUUAUCAUACUUGAAU